Molecule: messenger RNA, 2216 nt
Organism: Nelumbo nucifera (sacred lotus)
Lineage: Eukaryota; Viridiplantae; Streptophyta; Magnoliopsida; Proteales; Nelumbonaceae
Product: RING/U-box superfamily protein
Molecular function (GO): zinc ion binding
Source: RefSeq, a predicted model, not a curated record
AGCUAGCCGGGCCUGGGAUUGGGAGCCUUGGGCAAGGGUGUGAGAAAUUGAGUUUUGAGACGAACUGAGAAACGAGAAAGGGCGGGUGAAAACUGAAAAUGGCGUAGUUCCGGGAGGGAGGGAGCCGGAGGGGCCGAGAGCGAGAGGGACAUUAAUAACUAUCACCCAACGGCCAACACCAAGCGCUCAGAUGUCAGGGACCUACUCUGUUUCACUUUCACCGUCGUCGGCCACGUUUUGCACAGCAGCUUUUGUUUUCUUUGCCAUAAAUCAAUGUCACAGAAACAACGUAAUAAGUUAAUAACUAGGAUAACAAUUGCUGCUCCUCUUCCUCUCACUGUUCAAGAAUCAUAAAUUCGGUUUGGUGCCACAGUAGCUUUCCUUCUUCCGACUGGUCGUUUGGUCCGUCCUUCUUCUAUCUCUAUCGUUCAUCAUCCCCUGGGAAAUUCCGCACUGUUUCGAACUAAGCUCCUUCUUUGGAACGAUUGGGAUUUCUUCUCUACUAUUCUAGCUUUACUUGCGGCCUAUUGAGGUCUUGCUGAAACUUGCAUAAAACAAUGAGAGCUGAAGAAGAACCCAUACCUGGCGAUCACCAAGUGGGUGUAAAUAAGAGUACCGUUGCUCUUCUUCAUACUCAAAAGGCUGAAGACCUGACUGGAAUAACUGAAGAAGCCCCAUCUGUUCAUCACUGGAGGAAACAAAACCUAUUCCUGGAGAUACCCUCAAGAAUAGAUUUUGUGACAAUAGACAUGCCACCGACAAAAAGUCCCACUCCAACAAGAGUAAAUUUCCCAUCAACCCCUAGCCCCGCUUCAGCAAGAAUUUAUGGAUCCCCAGGUCCCUCCUCAUCCAAAGGUAAAUCAACGAUAAAAAGCCUCCUACCACGUUUAAGCUUCAAGUAUCGGAGUUCAACAACAGAUAUUGAAAAGGCUGCUACUCUAGCACUUGGGGCUUCAUCGGCAGGCCGGGAGAAGACUUCGAUCUCAAGGUCUUUAUCUUUUACAAAGAUAUUUACUCCCAGGGUGAAGAGAACUUCGUCACUACCUGUUACCCCUGUUGCACACUCAAACCCAGAAUCUCUGCGUGGAGGGAGCACCAUUGAACCAAUGAAUUCAACUAAAAAGGGUACCCAGCGACACAUAUCUCGUUCUCUUUCAGUUCCCCUGAACAAUAAAACACAAAGCAUAAGGCGGAUUGAUUCCUUAGGUGGCAUAUUUCGUGUAAUUCCCUCAACUCCACAAGUGGUGGAGGGGAGUGCCUCUGUAUCAAAUGCAACACCAACGGUGGUGGAUCCUGAGGGCAAAGAUGUGGAUGGUGAAGAUAUUCCUGAGGAAGAGGCUGUCUGUAGAAUCUGUUUGGUUGAACUGGGUGAGGAUGGUGAUACCCUUAAGAUGGAAUGUAGCUGCAAAGGUGAACUUGCAUUGGCGCACCGAGAAUGUGCUAUAAAAUGGUUCAGCAUCAAGGGUAACAAGAACUGUGAUGUUUGUAAACAAGAGGUUCAGAAUCUACCUGUCACACUUCUACGAAUCCAAAAUGCUCAGGCUGUUAGGGCAAAUGCAAAUAGAUCUCGGCAAACAGAAGUUUCUCAAUACAGGGUUUGGCAGGAUGUGCCUGUUCUUGUCAUUGUCAGCAUGCUUGCAUACUUUUGUUUUCUGGAACAGCUACUGGUCAACAAAAUGGGUACUGGUGCAAUUGCUAUAUCUCUGCCAUUUUCCUGCAUAUUAGGUCUCCUCUCAUCCAUGACAUCAUCUACCAUGGUGAUGAGAAGGUUUGUCUGGAUCUAUGCGUCAAUUCAAUUUGCACUGGUGGUUUUCUUCGCUCAUCUUUUCUACACAUUGCUUCAUGUUCAAGCUGUCCUAUCCAUUCUCCUCUCUGCCUUUGUCGGUUUUGGUGUUGCAAUGAGUGGGAGUUCUAUAUUUGUUGAGUUCUUGAGAUGGAGGAGAAGGUGGCGCACUAGGUCAGAUCGUCAUCACCACCUUCAGGAAAUGCCACUGCCAAUUCAGUCAUCGGAAAAUGCACAUCAACAACAACCGGGUCAUCCUGACAACCACCAAUCUGAACCUGAAAAUUCAGAGAACCCACGAGAGAGUUGAAUCGUUAUUUAUAAGAUAGUUAUUGUUUUGGAUGAUCAAGUGGAAAUGUUUAGCUGUAUUAUAUAUAGGCUAUCUGAUUAUAGUCUCAAGAGAAACAUUAGCCGUCUGCCAUGUCUCCAUCAA